Haplochromis burtoni (Burton's mouthbrooder) is the source of this 3881-nucleotide messenger RNA. RefSeq names its product fibrinogen C domain-containing protein 1. The transcript is spliced from 2 exons. The annotation marks the transcript as partial. NCBI's taxonomy places the organism in Eukaryota, Metazoa, Chordata, Actinopteri, Cichliformes, Cichlidae. The record is from RefSeq and is a predicted model, not a curated record.
UGGAUUAUUUUGGUCUGUGUCUCGCUCUUUUUUCUCCCUGCAGGGCUAAAGCAGAUCCAUGCCCUGUCCAUCCAGGGGAACUAUGAGCUACGUAUCGACCUGGAGGACUUUGAAAAUAACACAGCGUACGCCCAGUACGGCACCUUCGGAGUGGGCCUCUUCUCGGUGGACGCCGAUGAUGACGGAUACCCUUUGACUGUGGGAGACUAUUCAGGCAAUGCAGGUGAUUCUCUGUUGAAGCACAAUGGAAUGAAGUUCACCACCAAAGACAAAGAUAACGACCACUCGGAGAAUAACUGCGCCUCCUUCUACCAUGGCGCGUGGUGGUACCGAAACUGCCACACCUCCAACCUUAACGGCCAGUACCUGCGCGGUCAGCACACCUCCUAUGCCGAUGGCAUUGAGUGGUCCUCCUGGACUGGCUGGCAGUACUCCCUCAAAUUCUCCGAGAUUAAGAUACGCCCGACCCGCGACCCAGAGAAUAAAUGAAACUGACACGAGAAGGAAAAAAAAAAAAGAAGAAGAAAAUUUUCAAACAUUAUAAACCACAGUUUCUGACAGCUUGAUGGAGUUACUUGUCUCGAUAUUGUUUAUUCACUAAAACGUGCAUCUUUGACUUUAGUUGACUCUGCUGUUUUCUCGUGAUGUCUCUCUUCCAUUUUUUUGCUCCUCUUCCUCGCUCACUCAGCUACUAGUCACCCUGGCUACCUUAAUCCUUCCCGUGGUCCCAUUCUUUGAGAAAUUAAAUAACCCGGACGCUCUUAUUUUUGAACGUUUAGUUCACAAAAACAGCUUACCAGAGCCCUGAACCAACAACAGUCCACUGCUCCGGGUCUGUCAAUGUGGUCCAGCCCCCCUCUGAAGUAAAAUGGGUCCCCUGACAUCAACCUGACCUAACCUGUGCUGACAUGGCACUCAGUUCCACUGCCCACUCCUGUAAAAUAUGUGAAGACAACCCCCGUUCACAAAACAUGAAGACAGAAUAUGGAAAUUAUUCAACCCUGCAAACCCCACCCCCACCCUCUGCAAAGAAACUCUCAAGUUUUACCAGGGAGAAGGGGACAGGGCAGUGGUGCACUACGUCACAUUUACAUCUUUGAUCUGUCCGAAUGAGCCCCGGCAGGGAAAGUGGCGAGAAGUACGGGCGCUCCGAUAAUGAGAGCGAGACAGAGAAAAUGAGGAAACAAUUUGACAGGAGCUAAAUUGGUGGAAGGAAUGGGGGGGGGCAGAGUGAAUCAAACUGGGGAGAUGAAGUAGGUGAAGAAGAAGAAAAAGAAGAAGAGGUGCAAGAAAAGGAUGGGGGGGAAAAGAAGAGACAGUGGAGGAUGUCAUUCAUCUGACUUGGACCAUUAGGGAGCAUAUUGGGCACUUUGUCUGAUCUGCCUGCCAGCUGAGUACUGGCCAACUGAUGCAGCACUCACAGAUGGUAACCCAGCACUUUGUGUGUGUGUGUGAGUGUGCGUGUAAGAGAGAGAGAGAGAAUGUGUGUGUGCCUGAGACAGAGAGAGACAGACAGACAGAGUUCUCUAACACUAUCAAUUUCCUGUCACGGGUUCAGUAGAGCAUCUCGAUUGACUACAAUGUUUAGCACAGAAAGACUAAGCAUGAUGCACGGCUGGCUUACCUGCACUCUGUCCAACUAAGUAGCUGAAAUACGCCUGCAAGGGAUGUAACGAAUUAAAGCAGGAAAAGACAACAACUUAGAAGAAACUGAUGGAGCCACUGAAAGAGACCCGAGGAAACUUCACGCCCCCCUUUCUUGUUUGUUCUCUCUUUUGUACGUUUUUUUUCCUCUCUCUGUUGUUUCCAGAUGAUUAUUGUGGAAUCGGUUUGUGCGAUACGGUUUUAUCUUGUCAUGCAAACGGAGCGAAAGAUGCUAUAAAAUAAGAUUUGACGCUCUCAACCGCCGUCUUUUUUCUUCAGAGUCAUGGCAACAUCCAAACUGCCUACAGAAAACAAAGCAAAAAAAGAAAAAAAAGAUGAAGUCAGUUUAAAAAAAAAAAAGGAAAGAAAAAAUUCACAGCACAUGGGCGGAAAACAGUGCAAUCCCGAUUUUUUUCCCCGUCUCUUUUUUAAAGUCGGUGAAUCAACUUUUUUUUGGAUGUAAUAAAAGCUUUAAAAUAUCUGUAGAUUUUAUUGUACAGUGUGUAUGACUUUUAGAGCAUGAGAAUCUGUUUCUUACUAUGCUACAACACAAAGAGAACUCAAGCACAUAGACUUUACAAAAUCCACUGGUUCAAAAAAAGAAGAAGAAAAUGCAAUAUGUGGAGCAAAAUAACUUCCCCCCCCUUCUUAUAAAAUGAGCAAAAGGUGGGGAGUGGCGCUCCUUAGGCCAGAUCCAAGUGAAGAAGAGUAACAUGAUUAUCCCUUAAGCACAUGCCCGCUCUAAUCUGCAGCACAAAUUUCAGUCUUUAUGUCAAAGGCACAAUGAUAAGAGUUUUUUGAACCUCCUCAGGCACAAUAGCUGCCUUGCUGGACAUUUGCGACCUUUGUGAUUACUUGGCUUUGGAGUCACUUGGAAGCAGUUUUGAAUCCGUGCUAAAGGGUGUCGCUCCAGCUGACAGUGAGUUAACGUGUAGCACCGAGCAAUGUUGCACUUAAUACCUCUGACACUGGAACAGCUGUGAGUUUUUCUCUCAUCCCCGGUGCUUUGAUGAAGGAUCUCGUUUCUGUGUGUGUUUCUGCUAGCGCAUUGGCUGUGCACACGCGGUAUAUGUCACGUGGUGGUGGUGGACUCCUGCCACGUCUUUUCAUCGAAGAAGCGCCGAAGACACGUUACACAUGCCUGCAGAUGUUAUUGUGGCACAGAGUGUGCGGUGCGCUAUUGUCAAUUCCGAGACAAGCUGGAACUGUGCGGAGUCGCUCGAGGAGAGGGAAUUGGACCGCUCGUUGAGUAUGUGUGCGAAUCGUGAGUAUGUGCGUGUCUCUUUGCCGGACGGAGCGUCGGUAUGCGUGAGCGCAAGCGUGCAUCUGCAGUGUUUCUGUGUUUACACGUAUAUGCACAUGCGUCGGUUUGUACACGCCCAACGUGCAUGAGCCAGACAAGAGAACAGGAGGCUGGGUGUGUCUCUCUGUGGAAUUCUGAAGUAAUGUGAUGCCUAUGUACUACAUGCCUCCCUCGCUAUUUGUGUUGAUAACAGAGAGAUUUACAUAAUUCUAAUAAUGAACUAUUACUUAUUGUGAUUGUGAUCCCAUUAAAAUGGACACCACCUUCUUGGUACUGUGUUGAACUGCGCUUGUGCCCUCGAAUCCUGACAACCCGCUCCCGAAUUCUCUGUUCGCCUCAACAUGACUUUGUGCUCACUGUAUACGUUAGCGCUAUGUUUCCCUCGUUAUUUAAAUGUAAAGACAUGUAUUAUUUGCCAUGAUGAUCCACCACCCCACCCCUCCUUCCCUCUGUGUUAAAGGCCUUCAUUGUCACUCUUUGCUGCUGCAGCUUGCUAAGUCUCCAAUGGAAGAGAUGAUAAAAGAAGUGAAAUCAGAGGCUCUGAUAAUUCCCAGUUAACCCACUCAUUACAGAGUAUCCGCACCCUCUCCAUCGAUCCGCCACGUCCCCAAACCCCUUUCUUACUUUGUACCUCCUUAAUUGCCUUAGCCUGUGCUGCCAACCCCGGCUCCUAAAUUCCUCUCUCUGCUCUUUCCGCUCCUAACUCCUAUCCCCUUUAUUGCUCUGUUUUUCUUCCCCUACUCCCAUCUCCGCUCUCCUCCACCCAGCCCGCCCAUUCCUUCAUUCCCAGCGCAGAACUAACUAUGUUUUUCUUUUUUCCUUUUAUUUUUGGUGAAGUACUAUAGAUUGUUUUGCUGAAUCUUGAUACUGUGUUUUAAUGUUCUUGUCAACAUUUAAUAAACAUUCACAUUUUAUAAAUGGAGCACACGCCGAA